GCGCCGAACACAGUGCGAGUAUGGCAGGCGGCCGAUCAAUGAAGUUGGCGUGUUGCUUUGUGAUUUUUCGGCAAAUUCGGGGGUGCGGCCCUCUGCUUUCGGCAACACUGGGUCGCUGCUGAUUGAUGGGCCAUGGGCAAGGAUCAGGAGCUGCUCGAGGCGGCCCGCAACGGCAACAUUCCCAUCGUCGAGAAGAUCCUCAGUCAGCGGGCCAAAAGGAGUGGCCCUUUGGCCAGUUUAAGACGAGGACCAGGCGCAAAUGUUCAAGACAGCAGUGGCUACUCGGCGCUUCACCAUGCUGCUCUCAACGGACACAGGGAAGCGGUGGAGCUGCUGUUAGCGCACGAGGCAUCGGUCAACAUUGUGGACAGCAAGGGGUCGUCCCCUCUGCACCUCGCCGCCUGGUCCGGCAAUGAGGACGUCGUCCGACUUUUGCUGUGCCGAGGCCCGUCGGUCCCUAAAGUUAACCUCACUACCAAAGAUAACGAGACUGCCCUCCACUGCGCGGCUCAAUAUGGGCACACAGUGGUAGUCGCACUUCUUCUCGAGCACGGCUGUGACCCCAACAUCCGCAAUUGUCGCGGGGAGACUGCACUAGAUCUCGCGGCUCAGUAUGGAAGAUUGGAAACCGUAGAAAAGUUGUUAAGGACCCACCCAGAGCUGAUACGGCAAUACGCUGACGCACCGCCCCGCACGGUCUUUCCCUUGACACCUCUGCAUAGAGCCAGCAAAAAUGGGCAUAAGUCGGUGGUGUUAGCACUCCUAGAGGCUGGGUUCCCCGUGAGUGCACUGACCCCUGCUGGCACGGCCCUUCAUGAGGCUGCCCUUUGCGGCAAACUGGAGGUGGUUAGGAGCCUGCUCGACCACGGCGUCUCCCUCAGCGCCCGCGACCAGUGCAAUAUGACUGUUCUCGAAGUCCUCGCGCAAUUUCCUGCUCACCUAACACAUGAAAUGUCUGCACUCAUUACUAGGCACAAACUUAGAAGGGAAACAAAUUCUGGGACGCUUCCGUCGCCUGCCAUAGGUGAAGACAAAGAAAACACGGAGCCCCUUCCUCCUAUUCCCAGCAUAGGCAGUCCGUACGAGAACGUGCGUCUCACCCCUAGAGGACGCAUGUCCGAAUCUCCAGGUGCUUCUUCGCCCUCGCAGUGGAAUUAUUACGAGCAAGAAGAUCGCAGAAUGAAAAACUUGUCUGACAACGGCGGCUUGCUGGCCAAGUCUCUGGACUCGAGCGGCUUUGUUUCGCGCUCGAUGGAAACGAGUUGCUUCUCGGCCAAGUCGAUGGACUCGAGCUACCUGUCCGAGGAGCUGUCCAGUUCUUCCAGGCUGUCAUGUUAUCAGAACCACGCCGUUCGGGACGUCGACCAGCUGAGCGUGUCUUCCAGCUCCAGCAUGACCGGGCCCUCCAUCUCGCCCAGGGAAAGGUUCAUGCCACCCACCGACAACGACAGGCACAGCCACGACAGCAACUAUUUGCCCAUGACCGGAAAACCAAGUGCCAAUAACGCGGCGAAAGUAUCGCCGACUCCACCAAAGAAGCCGCCGCGACGCAACCUGUCUGUGUCCCCAACGCAUAAUAAUGAGAAAAACUACGCGUGCAGCAACUACGAGUACCUGUUUAUGGCCCGCAGUGGCUCAGCCAGCGACGACAAGAGCCUGCGACGUGGCCGCAGCACGGACCAGUACAUUGAGAUGAGGACGCCACGCAGCAGCUCAGGACUACAGCUGCCGCUGUCCAGCAGCGUAAGCGUCGACGCCGAAGACCACCUGCGUCACAAGCGCAGUGACAGCGCGUGCGAGGAACGCAUCACGCACGACUUUGAGCCAAAUCACACUGAGAGAAGGCACACGACCAUUGGCCAGUACGACGGCGCAGUCCAGAAGCCGCACAACUACCCCAGACGCAAGCUGCGGCGCCAGUCGGACAGGCCGUACGAAAACUUUGAGCCUAGUUGUCCGGGCACUCAAGAUUCUGUGCCAACAUUUGUUUCUUCUGCAUAUAUUCGCCUGAGGCCUUCGCAGGAAAAUAUGGUGGAAAAUGCCGAGGCGGCCAAGAAGAAAAAGAUAUCAAAAACGCCGCUCAGCCCAACAAACUACAAGCAGCCGCCAACCCCAGACCACCCUCCUCCGUCUGCGGUGGAUGCAGAAAGAAGUAUUUACGAGAGGAUUCGGCCACUCAGUCAGGAGUACAAAAGGCGUUCCAAGGACAUCGAGACCGAGACAGAUGAGGAUGUUCUCUUCUGCUCGUUUGGUGCCUCUUCAGGGUCGCUUUCCAGUAACCUUUCCUCUGACAAGAGCAUCGACUUCGUGGAGGAAUUCGUCGGAGACGCACCUUUUGCUGGUUUGCUUAAAGGCUCGGUGCCGCCCUCCAAGGUCGAAGCCAUGGCCGUGGACUUUGGCCGUCCUGUGGAGCGGCCGAAAACACUGAAUCAAAUCCAAAAUGCGUAUGAGGUGCCCAAAAUCGAAGAUGUGGACAGCGAGGAAGGCAGGAAAAGCGCACAAGCCGACAAAAGUCUCUCCAUCCUCAGUCCCUUUGAUGAACAGGAAGAAUGGGCCAAGAUCUCUGAAAUCAUGGCUUCUUUUGGCACCGGGCUGGUCCGCGAGUCGGUGUUUGUUACAGAGCUGGAGCAGGAGUUUCAAACAAGAUUAGGGCUGAGCAAGCAGGAGAGUCUGACCAGCCCAAGUGCACCUCCGUCGCACGCCUCUGUUGGCGAGUGGCUCAGAAGUAUUGACAUGGCAAAGUACGAGAGGGCUUUUGUGAAGCACGGCUUUGAUGAUCUCGACUUUAUUAACGGAUUGAUCCAACCAUGUGACCUCAUUCUCUUUGGCAUCACAAGCCCAGAGGAGACGGCUAAAAUUACAGAGGCUAUCAAGCAGCUUCCAAACAAGUCAAAGAAAGUGGGCGCCAAUGGAGAGGCUCAACCAGAGACAGUGCGAUUGUGGCUCAGAUCCAUUCACUUGGAAAACUACGCAGAAACCUUCCAGAAGCACCUGUACAAUGAAUUCCAAAAAGUGAUGCGCAUUUGGGACGAGGAGAUCACCACCAUGUUGGACAUAGACAAAAUCGGCCACCGGCGGCGCAUUCUCGCCUCGGUGGGCAACGAGGCAGCGCUCAGUGCCGACAUGGAAACCUCAAUUGACGUGAAGCCCUCUGAGGAGAUGCCCGCCGGCACCACCAACAACACCGGCACCCUCCGCCACAGUAAGAAGUCCCGGCCCGCCCCUCCACCCCCGAUUGUCGCCCCGAAGCCCCCCGCAGCCAACGGUUCCGCAGCCGACCCAAAGGUCGGGGUUCCCACCAAGGUGGUGGUGGUCGAGGAGAGUGUGGAGGACCCUAAAGAGCUGACCAUCAGGGAUCCGAAUGAGCUGCUUGUUGGGGUGCCUUCCACCCUGACCACCCAAUGGAGGCACGCACCUUACGCACUGGUCAACGGAUUCGUCACUUACUCUGCAAUGUACUUGGGUUCCACUCUCGUGAAGCAGCUCUUGGGCACUGAAUCAACAAAAAAAUCAAUCCACAAGUUGAAAAAGUCGAUGGUGACGCGCGAGAACAAGCCGCCAGAGGUCUACCUCUCCAUCUCAUACCGAGGCGUCCAGUUUUUGGAGGCGGAAUCAAGAGAACUGGUGUGCGAACACGAGAUCAGGAACAUCCACUGCGCCUGUCAGGAUGCCGAUGACUUAACACAUUUUGCCUACAUCACCAAGGACCACAGCACCAAGGACCAUUACUGCCACGUGUUCUGCGUCAAAACCAUGGACCAGGCGUCUCAGAUAAUCCUGACGCUGGGCCAGGCGUUCGAGGUGGCGUACCAAAUGGCGCUCCGAGAGCAGUUCAGCCACGGUGGUAGUGGAUUAAAGCCAGGUCACACGCGGUCGCAGUCAGAGCACCAAAUCAAGAGCCACCACAAAGCCGGUCCCGAAGGCAACGGCCACUCGAGGUCGCACUCGGUCAACGGGGUCAUCCGGCCAGACGAAGUGACCGCGGGCGUGGCGUCGCGCGCGCCUAUAGUGUUUACUGAGGACAUGUGAUCUUUAAGGAGAAGCACAAGUAAGAGAGACUUCAACGGAAAUCUGAUCGUUCCUUAUUAUUUAUAAUUUUUACUACUCACGCACACAUGCUCAUCACGAUAUGUAAAGCUGAUUACUUUGUAAUUGGCUACCUAUUCCAGGCUAUAAUUGGGAUACAUGAUUACUACAAGUGAUUCUAAAUAAGCGGGAAGAGGAACAAAUAAGGUGGCGUUUUUUGGGCCUACACUUAACUUGCGACGAUGCAGGUUUCUCUUUUGGUUUUUGCUCAAUUUGAUGCGCGCGGGACAAGUUCAAGCACACAAAAUUCGAGAGGCUUUCACCGUUUCAAAGUUGUACUGAAGGGUGUGUGCAUCUACCUCCAGAAAAUGGUGCGUUGAAUAUGCGUUUGAGUAUGUUUGAAAAUGUGAAAAACACACACAUACACUCGUACAAACCACAUUAGGUGGCCAAUAAUGGAAUGGACAAUCAUUCUGUUAUUUUACCCUCAGGCCAGCCAGAAUUGUAUCACGGAUUAACUCGAAACUUUCAUACCUUUAAUAGCUGCGAACCAGAUUUUUCGUUUUCCGAGAGAAAAUAUAGAUUUACCACAGAUAUCUGUAAGGACGACAUGGACCCUGUUAAAAAUUUUAAUUCGCAAACGAAAAAAGUGCUUUCGUGAUAAUUUCAAUUGGUAUACGAGACACAUGGACCAUAUCAGUGUUUUCCAACUGUUGCGGUGUUGUCUGUCGUUUCAUUUCUUUUGAUAUUGCACAGAGAGCAUUAAGUUUUUUUGGCUUCGAACGGUUCCAUUCUAUUCACUCGCUGAACCCCAAAGAAGUGCAUUACUUCCGAAUUUCCGCUGGUGGAGAGAAGUGUUGGUUUACCCACAGUCGGCCGUUGUGUGUGUCUAGCCACCCGAAUUCCAAAUCAAUGUGUACCAACCAUUGUUGUUAUGUAAAAGCGAAUUUCAUAUCACGUGAUGUUGAUUUGCGGAAAGAGAUAUUAGCUUUCGGACCAAAAUUGAGUGUUUUGUACAACGUUAGGGCAUUAUUGGCCGAUUUGCUCGAAAUUUUUGGACUCAUUCAGCUGCUCGAUUGUUCUGAAUGCUUUUGUCACCAACAGUUCGCGCGUUUUUCCGGCGCCGGCUGCCUGUUUGUAAAGACCUUUGAUUCCAACGUGCUAGAUUCCAUAUUGUCUAUAUAUACGCAUUAAAGUGUGUUUGUGUACCUUACAUGUUGAACUCAACAGUGCAUUUAAUUUUGUUCAAAGUGGAUUCAGCGUUCUUUGUGGUUCUUCCAAAAAUACGAUUUGCAUUUCUAUAAAGUUUGUAUCGAUUCUUGUUUAUUUAUAGCGUGUCCAAUUGUAGCUGACAUUCUACACCAAGUCAAAAUGCACGAAUUUCAACGCCAAAAGUCAAAACAAAUGCCAUGCAUUAAAUAUUCUAGUCUUAAAGAUGAUUUCAUUAGUCAAUUGCGUAAUCAUUAAGUUUAUUAAAUGGCCAGUCAGCGCGAUACAAAUUAUGCAGUUGGUCCAAAGUUUUGGUUUUUAAUACAUUGUAUAAAUUAGCAAUUUUUAAAUUUUCAUCAGCGUAGCUUAUUAAGCACCUUCCUCAGAUAAAAAUCAUUUAAAAUAACGAUUAAAUAGUAAAAUUUAACUUUAAAAUACGCAGCGGUGCUUGCUAUAAUCAACUUUGAAGAAGCCAACUCACAAACACUUGUAAAGCUAAACUAUUGUUCACACAUAACACUCACAUGUAAGAUAAAUUAUGAAUCUAUUUUAUCUGUUCGCUCUUGUGCUAACACAUGCCUGUAAAUAACCCUAAUUAAAAAACGUGAUCAUUAGAAUGUGUAAAAUUGGAAA
Messenger RNA from Cloeon dipterum, 5868 nucleotides. RefSeq names its product ankyrin repeat and SAM domain-containing protein 1A-like. Gene Ontology annotation, cellular component: cytosol. The transcript is spliced from 17 exons. Gene Ontology annotation, molecular function: protein binding. The record is from RefSeq and is a predicted model, not a curated record. Lineage: Eukaryota; Metazoa; Arthropoda; Insecta; Ephemeroptera; Baetidae. Bases 133 to 4029 code for a protein of 1298 amino acids.